This is a messenger RNA of Ictidomys tridecemlineatus (thirteen-lined ground squirrel), 3671 nucleotides long. NCBI's taxonomy places the organism in Eukaryota, Metazoa, Chordata, Mammalia, Rodentia, Sciuridae. The record is from RefSeq and is a predicted model, not a curated record.
GAACAUCGGAAUUUGCCUUUUAUGUGUGAGCUGAGAUAUCUAUUUGCACUUCUUGUUGGUACCAAAAGGAAAUACGUUGAUCCAUCAAGAGCAGUUGAAAUUCUUAAGGAUGCCUUCAAGUCAAAUGACUCACAGCAGCAAGAUGUGAGCGAGUUUACACACAAAUUAUUAGAUUGGUUAGAAGAUGCCUUCCAAAUGAAAGCUGAAGAGGAGACGGAUGAAGAGAAGCCAAAGAACCCUAUGGUAGAAUUGUUCUAUGGAAGAUUCCUAGCCGUGGGAGUCCUUGAAGGUACAGUUACAUGUUUGCUUUUUAUUAAAAGGUGUGAUGGUGUGCAUAAAAAUGUUAGUGUCAAUUUGCUGUGUCUAAAAUUUCAGUGGAGAAAACAGAAACAUGAUAUGAAGUUUUUUGUUUGUUUUGUUGUCUUUCAGCAUUGGUUUACAGAACUACCACCUGUGUUAACAUUUGAAUUAUCAAGAUUUGAAUUUAAUCAAGCAUUGGGAAGACCAGAAAAAAUUCACAACAAAUUAGAAUUUCCUCAGGUUUUAUAUUUGGACAGGUAUUGUUUACUGUACAACAUGACUCCUUCAUAUAUUUUAUGUAACAGAUAUUUAAGUUAUGGUUCGGGUCCCAAACGAUUCCCCUUGGUGGAUGUUCUGCAAUAUGCAUUGGAAUUUGCCUCAAGUAAACCUGUCUGCACUUCUCCUGUCGAUGACAUCGAUGCUAGUUCCCCACCUAGUGGUUCCACACCAUCACAGACAUCAUCAAGCACAACAGAACUACAGGGAGUUCCUUCUUCAGAACUGCCCAGCACAUCCCCUCCAUCAGUUUCUGCAGUUUCAUCGAGGUCAGUAAUACACAAACCGUUCACUCAGUCUCGGAUACCUCCAGAUUUGCCCAUGCAUCCAGCACCAAGGCAUAUAACAGAAGAAGAACUUUCUGUGCUGGAAAGCUGUUUACAUCGCUGGAGGACAGAAAUAGAAAAUGACACAAGAGAUUUGCAGGAAAGCAUAUCCAGAAUCCAUCGAACAAUUGAACUGAUGUACUCUGACAAAUCCAUGAUACAAGUUCCUUAUCGCUUACAUGCUGUUUUAGUUCAUGAAGGCCAAGCUAAUGCUGGGCACUACUGGGCAUAUAUUUUUGAUCAUCAUGAAAGCAGGUGGAUGAAGUACAAUGAUAUUGCUGUGACAAAAUCCUCAUGGGAAGAAUUAGUGAGGGACUCUUUUGGUGGUUAUAGAAAUGCCAGUGCAUACUCACAAGCAGGAGAACCAGAAUAUCUAGAGCAGCCAUCAAGAAGUGAUUUCUCAAAGCACUUGAAAGAAGAAACUAUUCGAAUAAUUACCAAGGCAUCACAUGAGCAUGAAGAUAAAAGUCCUGAAACAGUUUUGCAGUCGAAAUCUGAAAAUACCACAAGCCAACUACCUUCUAGCCAGCGAGUUGUAGAGGUGGCGAUUCCUCACGUAGGGAAAUUCAUGAUUGAAUCAAAGGAGGGGGGGUAUGAUGAUGAGAUCAUGAUGACACCGAACAUGCAAGGUGUUAUAAUGGCAAUAGGUAAAUCCAGGAAUGUAUAUGACAGGUGUGGUCCUGAAGCAGGGUUCUUUAAGGCAAUUAAAUUGGAGUAUUCAAGGUUGGUUAAGUUGGCCCAAGAAGACACCCCACCAGAAACAGAUUAUCGUCUGCAUCACGUAGUGGUCUACUUCAUCCAGAACCAGGCGCCAAAGAAGAUCAUUGAGAAAACAUUGUUGGAACAAUUUGGAGACAGAAAUUUGAGUUUUGAUGAAAGGUGUCACAACAUAAUGAAAGUUGCUCAAGCCAAACUAGAAAUGAUAAAACCUGAAGAAGUAAACUUGGAGGAAUAUGAGGAGUGGCAUCAGGAUUAUAAGAAAUUUAGGGAAACAACUAUGUAUCUUAUAAUUGGAUUAGAAAAUUUUCAAAGAGAAAGUUAUAUAGAUUCCUUGCUGUUCCUUAUUUGUGCUUAUCAGAAUAACAAAGAGCUCUUGUCUAAGGGCCCAUACAGAGGACAUGAUGAAGAGUUGAUAUCACAUUAUAGAAGAGAAUGUUUACUAAAAUUAAAUGAGCAAGCUGCAGAACUGUUCGAAUCUGGAGAGGAUCGAGAAGUAAACAAUGGUUUGAUUAUCAUGAAUGAAUUUAUUGUUCCAUUUUUACCCCUGCUCCUGGUGGAUGAAAUGGAAGAGAAAGAUAUACUUGCUGUGGAAGAUAUGAGGAAUCGAUGGUGUUCGUACCUUGGACAAGAAAUGGAAUCAAACCUCCAAGAAAAGCUCACCGAUUUUCUGCCAAAACUGCUUGACUGUUCUACGGAGAUUAAAGGUUUCCAUGAGCCACCAAAGUUACCUUCCUAUUCCACACAUGAACUCUGUGAGCGCUUUGCCCGAAUCAUGUUGUCCCUCAGUCGAACUCCUGCUGAUGGAAGAUAAACUGCACACACACUUUCCCUAAACACACUGUAUAAACUUUUUUUAGUUCUUAACCCUUGCCUUCCUGUCACAGGGUUUGCUUGUUGCUGCUAUAGUUUUUAACUUUUUUAAUUUUAAUAACUGCAAAAGACAAAAUGACUAUACAGACUUUAGCCAGACUGAAAAUAAUAAAGCUGAGAAUCGCAUGGCACUCAGACUUUGUUUUAACCAGAACUGAUGUAUAAUUAUAAAUCUGAUUUUAUUAUGGCAAAACUGCUUUUGCCACCUUUCUGUUACAGUGUUACUUUGCUCAUUUCUUUGUCCAGCAGCUUUCCAUUCAGUCUGGAUUCUUCCAUGACGACAGCCAUUUUAAGUGUUCAGCACUUGUGUACGAUACAUAAUAUUUGGUAGCUUGUAAAUGAAAUUAAAGAAUAAAGUUUUAUUUAUGGCUACCUAUGUGUUUGUAAGCAGGUAUAUUGUAUAUUAGUUCAUUGUUUUAGCUAUAAUAUAUAAUUGAAUUUUGUCUGGGAAUUAAGAUUGGGUGAUGUAGGUUAGUACAGUCUUUUUAUUUUGCUAUAAUGGUAUCAUACUGGAAAAUUACUAGGUAUUUGACACUUACAAUAUUUCUAUAUUUUUUACUAAGUUGUUGAACUUAGGAUGGCACCUAAACUUGUUAUGAAUUUAGUCAGGUUUUCACUAAAGUGAGCAGCCAAUUUUUUAAGUCUAUGUACACUGAAACUUAAUCUUUCUUAGAUUAGCCUUUUGUUUUUUUAUGUAUUUACAAAUAAUAUAGCAAAGUAAUUAUUUCAAGAGAAACCUGAAAGAGUACUUGAAUAAGGGCUAUUUGUGAAACUUAAAAAAGAAAUAUGUGUACACACACACAAACACACACAUAUUCACAUGUAUAUUCUACAUAAUGGAGUACAAUGUUUUGCAUUAUAUAAUCAUUCUAUUUUUGUAAAUUGUAUAUCACUUUAAUUGAAAAUGUUCUCUGCUAAUCAAUGCUGUGAAAUGAAGUUGAUAUUGUUUAAUUAGAAGUCACGAGUAUCUAAACUGCUUUUAUUUACUUAAUUUUCAAAAAGAAAAAAGCUGUAGAAUAUUUUAUAGACGGAACUGAUGUUUAAGAUUAAUGAAAUAAUAUUGUGAAUGAAAGUCAAAUCAAUGCUUUAAAGGUAAUGAUGUUACCAACAACCUAUUUUUGAAUUUAUAAAAAUUUCUUAUGAUACUUUGUUAGCAUAGUAAAAUAUAUCAUUACGCUA